Molecule: messenger RNA, 609 nt
Organism: Papaver somniferum (opium poppy)
Lineage: Eukaryota; Viridiplantae; Streptophyta; Magnoliopsida; Ranunculales; Papaveraceae
Product: probable small nuclear ribonucleoprotein G
Exons: 4
Coding region: 99-344 (81 amino acids)
Biological process (GO): spliceosomal snRNP assembly; mRNA splicing, via spliceosome
Cellular component (GO): precatalytic spliceosome; U1 snRNP; SMN-Sm protein complex
Molecular function (GO): RNA binding
Source: RefSeq, a predicted model, not a curated record
UUCCUCAGUUCCUCUUCGUCUCUGUUUAUCUGAUAAACUGGGUUUUAGGGUUUCGAAAUCGAAGUCGUUCCACUCAACUCGUCUUCUCCUCUCUCACCAUGAGUAGAUCCGGUCAGCCUCCAGAUUUGAAGAAAUACAUGGACAAGCAGCUUCAAAUCAAGCUAAAUGCUAACCGUGUUGUGGUUGGGACUCUUCGUGGGUUUGACCAGUUCAUGAAUCUUGUGGUCGAUAACACUGUUGAGAUGAACGGAAAUGACAAAAACGACAUAGGCAUGGUGGUAAUCAGAGGAAACAGCGUGGUUAUGAUUGAAGCUUUGGAGCCUGUUAGUAAAGCACAGCAGUAGUUACAGUUGGAUACAAGUCCUGUUUGACGCCCUUAUCUAUGGGAGUAUGUUCUCUGGAUUAUAUAUCUACUAGGACUUUUGUGAACCAAUUGUGUUUAGUUUUUCAGCAUGAACAUAAAACGCUGAUCGGCUAAUGUAAUGAAACUAAAGAUUUUUUUUUUUUUUUUUUUUUGUAGCAUGAUACUCCCUCCGUCCCACUCCUAAGUGACCUAUUUGAAAUUUGCACAAUUUUUAAGGCAAGCAAGUAAAAUAUUACUUUUAAGCA